AUGGAGGGAAGAGGGGGACGAAGGAGCGAGGAGGCGAGCAAGGAAGGUGAUGAACAGGAGGAGCAGGAGCAAGAAGAGUUACAAAGCGACGAGGAGGAGCUGUGGGUGGAGACCAGCCUCGAUUUUGCGCCAUUUUUGACUGUGGCCGGUCUUCGUCGGUCACAGCAGAAGGUGGGCGCCAGCCUGGACCUCAAGGCCAAGAAGUCGCCCCACAACAACAAAUCAAAGAAGAAAGACGGGUUCGAGGAGCUGAAGCGGCGGCAGAACGAGGAAGAGGAGGGCGAGUGGCCGGGAGAGCGGUACGGCCACACGGCGGUGGUGGAGGAGCGUGGCGGCGGGGUGCUGCUCGUAUGGGGCGGCUCGGACCCUCACGGCACCUUCCUUCGCGACCUCUGGCACUACAACUUUGAGAGCAAAAAGUGGGGACGAAUCGAAGCGGAGGGUGGCCCGCCUGGGCGGCACUUCCACAGCGCGGUCAUGUACGAGGGCUGCAUGUACGUCUUCGGCGGCACCUCCAACGGCUACUACAACGACCUCCACCGCUUCGACCUCAAUAAUGGCCAGUGGUCGGUUAUAUCGCCUGCCAAUCGGGCGCCGUCGCCUCGGUACGGCCACUCGGCGGUCGUGCAUCGCUACUACAUGUACGUGUUCGGCGGCUACGACAAGGAUGGGUUCGAGUGCAACGACCUGUACGAGUUCAACUUUCUCAACCGUCAGUGGCGCAAGGUCAAGACCAAGGGCAUCAUUCCCAAAGACCGAUAUCAUCACACGGCGGUCGUUCACGGGGGCUCCAUGUACGUCUUCGGCGGCAAGAAGUCCUUCAACGAGAUCGUCGAAUAUCGAUUCAGCACGGAGACGUGGUCGCUUGUGCAGUCGGAGGGAUCGGGUCCGCGGCCGCGAUGGGGCCACGGGGCGUGCGUGUGGCGUGGCGGGAUGUGGAUCUUCGCCGGCCGCGACAACGUCUUCUCCUUCAAGGACCUCCUCGUCUUCCACUUCGGUUCGUCUUGUCCACAUCCACCUCGGUUCGAACCGGUUACCUCUGAGAAGAAGUUGAAGAAGAAGAAGAAGAGGCUUACCUUCACAUACGACUUCGUUCGGCGUGCAGAGAGCGGUCGAUGGCAGCGCAUGGCGACGUCGGAGGGCAUUAGCGAGCGGGCGCACCAUUCGUUGGUGGCCUACGGCGACCACCUGUACUCGUUUGCCGGAUGCAACAUCUUCCACUUCUGCUUCAACGACCUCUUCGUCUACAAUCUGGUCGACGGCCACGGAGGAGCGCCGAAUACGCUCGUCGACGACUUCAAGCACCUGCUCGACGAUCCAUCGCUCAGCGACAUCGCCUUCGUCUUCCCGAACGAGGGCGACAAGAAGAUUCGAGCCCACAAGAACAUCCUCUCCGCCCGAUGCGCACCAAUGCAAGCGCUGCUUCGCUCGGGAAUGCGAGAGGCGUUUAGUGGUGUGGUGGUGAUUGACAGCAUCGAACACGCCACCUUCUACGCGCUACUCGAGUUCUUGUAUACGGGCCAAGUCUUCAUGCAAGCGGAUGGCCUCGUCGACCUGUUGCAGAUAGCGGAUCAGUAUCAGCUCGAGCGACUUAAGUACCUGUGCGAACGCAAGAUCAUCGGCUACGUGGACGCGGAGAACGUGGUCAAUCUACAUCUCCUCUCCGAGCAGGUGCAAGCGCCGGACCUGGCCAAGCACACGCUCGAAUACCUGGCCAAGAACUGGGCCGCCCUGAGAGAGCAGCUGCAAGGAGUAUCGUCGCUUGGCAAGGAGCAAACUGAGCGCAUCGAGAGAGUCUGGCGAAAGCGAUACAGCGGCGAUGACGGAAAGGCGCAGAGCUCUGCGAAAGCGGGUAGUGUAGAAGCGACUGUAUUGAACGAACCGUAG
This is a messenger RNA of Acanthamoeba castellanii str. Neff, 1887 nucleotides long. Its product is annotated as BTB/POZ domain containing protein. Gene Ontology annotation, molecular function: protein binding. The transcript is spliced from 10 exons. The record is from RefSeq and is a predicted model, not a curated record. Bases 1 to 1887 code for a protein of 628 amino acids. NCBI's taxonomy places the organism in Eukaryota, Discosea, Longamoebia, Acanthamoebidae. Gene Ontology annotation, cellular component: Golgi apparatus.